UGGUUUUUAGUAGUAAUAAUUGAAGCUGUGUGUUGAUCGUUCCUCUUUAGGUCCAAAGAUAAUAACAUCAGCCCAGGUCUUUAGUUCAGCAUUAAACCUCCUCAGUAUUUAAGCUUGUCAUUCAAAAACCUUCCCCUACCAAACUUGUAUGUAACCAUGGCAACAAGGUAUUGUUUUUGCAAACGGAAACAGCAAGGGUCCAAAUAAUCCCUGAACUCUGAGCUCAAGUCCCAGAGGGGAUGAAAGGGCGACUUCAUGGUUGCAGCUCCUUCCUAGCAGGCCAGGAUUACUUCAGCUGGUCCAAACGCUGCAGCAGAGUUCAGAUGAAAACUAAAAAACAGAAAUCAUAUUUCUCCUGUUUUAGCUUCCCUUCAUCGGCUCCCUGUUAAUUAAGAUUAUAAUCUCAGAUUCUGCUUGUCACAUAUAGAGGCCAUAAUAAUCAGCUCCAUCAGAGAUCUGACUGGUCCAGAUGUACCUACCAGAACCCUGGUGGUACCAGACUGCAGGUUCUACUGGUUCUGGAGGUUCCAGCAGGAGAAUGGGAGUCAGAUCCUUCAGUUUACUGAAUAGAUCAAAACUUUGCUCUGUGUGAAGCUGACGGUUAAAAGAGAUGUUUGUCCAGUCGAGCGGCUCCACAGCCCCAUACACACAGAUGAUGAAAUCAGAAUUAAUGAACUGAUUUAAAACGAACAGAAAUUUGAAUAAGCAGAGCCAUAGCACACACUCCUGGAACUGAACAACAACAAACCGUUCAAAUUACAAGCUCAAGUCAACCAAACUUUUACGCUGAAAUCCAACCGGAAAAGACCUGCUUUGUUUCCGGCGCCGGAUCAGUGUGCAGCUAGCAGCAGAGCUAACCUGAUCGCGGACCGAUCAGAACCGUCCGGUGUCAGAAUGUCCCGCUUCGGGCGCUACGGAGGAGAGUCCAAGGUUUACGUGGGGAACCUGGGAACCGGCGCUGGGAAGGCUGAGCUGGAGCGGGCCUUCGGGUACUACGGGCCUCUCAGAACCGUCUGGAUCGCCAGGAACCCGCCGGGCUUCGCCUUCGUGGAAUUCGAGGACUCCAGGGACGCCGAGGACGCUGUCCGAGGGCUGGACGGGAAGGUGAUCUGCGGCAGCCGGGUCCGGGUGGAGCCGUCCAACGGGAUGCCGCGGCGUUCCCGCUACGAGAGGCCGCCGCCACGGCGACCAUUUGACCCCGACGACAAGUGCUAUGAGUGCGGACAGAAAGGCCACUACGCCUACGACUGCCACCGCUACGGCCGCCGCGGCCACCGCAGCAGGUCCGGAUCCAUGGGCCGGUCUCAUUCCGGAUCUCGAGCCAGAAGUCGCUCGGCCUCCAGGACUCCUGCUGACAACUGACUUCCUGUUUGCUCUCUGAUGUUUUGUACGAACUCACUCUGUUGUGUAGCAGCUCUGUGAUUAUUGAUUAUUAAUUAGUGACUGUUGGUUUCUGAUCAGCCUGCUUUGGUUCCUCAGCCGUUUACUUCCUGCAAUGAUCUGUUAAUAAAGGUUUAUCAUUCAAA
Molecule: messenger RNA, 1526 nt
Organism: Xiphophorus couchianus (Monterrey platyfish)
Lineage: Eukaryota; Metazoa; Chordata; Actinopteri; Cyprinodontiformes; Poeciliidae
Gene: srsf7b
Product: serine and arginine rich splicing factor 7b
Exons: 5
Coding region: 895-1362 (155 amino acids)
Molecular function (GO): RNA binding; zinc ion binding
Source: RefSeq, a predicted model, not a curated record